AUGCAUUAUUGCCUUUUUUUUUUUUUUGCUUUUUAUCUCAAUUUUGUCUCUUUAUCUAACUAUCUCCCUUUCUCUCACUCGAUCGCGCGCUUUUUUCACUCAGUGCGCCUCGUUUUGUUUCUACUAAAAUCAAUUUCUUUCUUUCUUUCUUUUUUUCAUGUCACCUUAUUUAUUCACUCUAUUACUGUCAAAUUGAAAUUUCUUUCUUUCUUUUCUUCUUUCUUCCAAAGCACAUUUUUUCUUCCUUCUCUUUAUAAUGGAGUCCUUACAAAACUACUACAUUUCAUUCUUUCUUACAUUCUUUUCUUUCUUUCUUUCUUUCUUUCUUUCUUUUCUGCUUUUCUUUCUUCAAAACCACAUUUUACUUCAUUUCCUUCUUUCUUUCUUUCUUUCUUUCAAACCACAUUUUUAUUCCUUCUGUAUAUAAUCGAGGGUCCUUAUAAAACUACUACAUUUUCUUUCUUUCUUUCUUUAUAUAUUUAUUUAUUUAUUUAUUAUUUCUUUCUUUCUCCCUUACUUCAUUUCCUUCUUUCUUUCUUUCUUUCUUUCUUUCAAACCACAUUUUUAUUCCUUCUGUAUAUAAUCGAGAGUCCUUAUAAAACUACUACAUUUUCUUUCUUUCUUUCUUUCUUUCUUACAUUACUUCAUUUCCUUCUUUCUUUCUUUCUUACAUGUAACCUUUUUAUUUCAUCUCUUCCAGUACAAGUGAGUGUUUUCUUUCUUUCUUUUUUAUAUCUCUUUUAUUCCCUCCUGCUUAACCAUUUUUCCUCCCUCUCUUUCUGUACAAUUCAGAAUCGUUCGUUUAUUCGUUCCUAUAUUCCUUCCUAUUCAAAUGUAACCUCUCGCAUCUAA
This is a messenger RNA of Acanthosepion pharaonis, 852 nucleotides long. The record is from the annotation of a GenBank genome assembly. NCBI's taxonomy places the organism in Eukaryota, Metazoa, Mollusca, Cephalopoda, Sepiida, Sepiidae.